CAGGUGAUUUUUGGAAUUGGAAUAAAAUCAAAGCAUGGGUGAUUUGAUAUUGACCAGUCUUGGAAUUAUGCUGAUGAUUAUCAUCAUUGCUGGAGCUACUCUGGCACUCCGCCGUAGGCGAGUGUUGCUUCUUUUUACCUUUUUAGAUCCAUCCAAUUUAAUUUAUUUACUUCCAAUAUAUUUCAUCAUUUAGCUAAUAUAUUUAUUUAUUUAUUUUUUUUUUCAAUUAUAAAUUAACGCUAUUAUUGCUAGUUCAAUUAAUAAUAAUAUUAUAUAAUUUCGCAUACUUUUUCAUCUAUAUAUCAUCAGUCAUCGUCAUCAGUCAUCACCAUCGGCAGCCAGUAUGUGCAUUUAAGUAUUUCGGUUUUGUGUCAACUGGCAAUGGAGUGUACGAAAUAUUCAGAGUAUUUAUGAUGAAUGGCGUCAAAGAAUAUCUUGGCUUUGGGCACCUAGAGAAGAAAAGGUGGGCCUUGUUAAGGCUCAGCACCCAACUGCCCAGACGAUUCCUGGAUUGUAUUCAUCACAUGGAGAUAAUGGACAACAUCUCAUAAAUAGUGACAGUGAUCUUCGGCUAGAUGCUCAAGGAGCUUUUACACGGUUUGAGGCAGUCGAUAGAGACCUACAUCCUCCCUUGGGAAGCGGAAGUGCAAUUAUUCCACCUCAACCACUUCGACCGGCUCCACAACCACGACCAACAGCACGUCCUCGACCAACCCCAUUUAAUCCACCAAAUCCAAUUGAAUUUCUACGAUUAAAUGAUCCAACAUCAGCUCCACUAACACCACCACCAGCACCACGUACAUCAGGAACAUCAUCAAAUCGUGGAAAUCAAAUAUCAAUGUUUACAUUUCAAAAUAAUAAUUAUCAUCAUCAUCAUCAUCAACAUCAACAACAACAGCAACAACAACAACAACUACAAGAAAAUUUAUACAGUCAAUUUAAUCGAUCUAUUGAUGAAGAUAAAACAUUACAAUUUGAUACAUAUACAAAGCCAACAAUACCAGAAAAUAUACAAAUGACAUCAUAUAUUUAUUCAUCAGAAACCAAAGUGCCGAAUUUUGAAACAAGCUUUGAAAGAAUUGAGAGUCUUGAAAAUCAAAUGAAAGAUAUUUAUCUUGGUAGAAUAAAUAAUAGAGAUAACACAUUUAAUUUAUACAAUGAUAUUGAUGAUGAUGGUGAUGAUGAUGAUAAUAAUAAAACAAAAUACAAUAUACCAACAACAACAUUACAUCAUGAUAAUAAUUUAAAUAAAGAUAAUUUACGUUAUAUAUCAUCAAGUUUUCCUGGCUAUGAAUAUACAACUAAAAAUCAUAAUCAAGUACGUCAAUAUAAUAAAAAUUAUACAAUUGAUAUACCAGAUAUAAAAAGUACCACAACAUCACAAACAAUAAUUGAUUCACUUUAUGCUAAAAAAUACAAUAAAAAUACAAAAAAUUAUUGUAAUAAUAUUGAUUGGAAAAAUCAAUUAAUACAACAAAAAAAUAAUAAUGAUUUAUUUAAAAAUUCAAGUAAAUCACAAGAAGAAUUGUCUUAUCAUAUAACAGAUAAUUUCAAAGAACAAGGAUUACAAAGAGUAUCACAGUACAUACAAAGUUUACCUGAUUUACCAAUAUAUGAUACUAUUGAUGAUCAUUGUGAUGAUGAGCAUGAUGAUACAAAACAAACAACAUAUCAUGAUUAUUUUAAUAAUCAUCAAUCAAAUGGCAAUAAUGAUGAUAAAUUUUCUUAUAAUUCUGUACCACCACCAGCACCACCAGAUCCGAUAAAUCAUCAUUUAGAUAUUCAUACUAAAAAUACUCCUACAACUGGUGAAAGAAUUUUUAGUGCUUUAAGAUCUGUAUCAUCACAGAGCUAUAUUGAUGCAUCAGAAUUUUACAACUCUGUAUUGUUAUCAGCUCAGCAAGUACCAAAGCUAACAUUUUCAUCAAUGACAGAAACGUCGUUACAAUUGUUAAACAAAAGUUCAUUGAACCAUAGACAAAAUGAAAAUAGUGACUAUUAUACUGAAAGUGAAAUCGAUAUUGGUAUGGAUGUUUCAAAACGUGAAGGUGGCUAUGAUCUAUAUAGUCCUGAAUUAAAUUUGAAAGCUCAUCGUACUGCACAGGAGGUGUACAAUAGUCUCCAGGAUCCACCAUCAUCACCCCUACUAUUGAAAGACAUGAGCCAAGAGCCAUAUCCAUAUAUGUCUGAUCCAAGUUUUACAAGAACAUCGGAGGAUAUUUUUAACAGCCUUGAGCAAAGAAGAAAAAGUAUGGAACGUCUAAAUGGUUUUCAUGAACAUGGUGAAUUGGAGGUGAUGAAUGAACCAGCCAGAAGAAAAAGUAGUCAAGAUUUAUAUGCUGCACUUGAAGAAGUACAAAUUAUGAGAAGAUUGUCACAGAGUAUUGAAGAAUCAUAUGGUAGUAAUUAUAUAAAUUCAGAAAUAAAUGGAUGUUUAUCAAGAAGAGGUUCACAAGGUCCAGAACCUGAACCACCACCUGAUGAAGGAAAUUUACAAAAAGCAAUUAGUUGUGAAAGUUUAUCAUCAGAUACAAGUGUUAUUUUAAAUGAUAUUGAUGAUGAAACAAUUGUUGGUCAUAUAUGUAUUGGUUUUGAAUUUGAAAGAUGGGGUGGACGAAGUAGUGCUGAUACUGAAACUGAUCUUUCAGUUAGUAUUUUAGAAGCAAGAGAUCUUAUUUCACCCGAUGGACGUCCAGCUCUUGAUACACUUGCAAGAGUUUGCCUUUUGCCUGAACGACAAAAUCGUGCUCAAACAAGAAUUUAUAGAGGCUCAUCUUCACCGAGUUAUCAAGAAAAAUAUUUAUUUUCAUUGGAUGGUGGUUCUGUUGGAAGAGUACUAUUAGUGGAGGUAUUUUCAUUUGAUGUUAGCUUUGGAGGUGGUGUAUCUUUACUGGGUGAAGCAUCUUUAAAAUUAGGACCUGCUGCUCGACCACCAGCAACAACUUGGCUUCCAUUAAUAAGUUUAAAUUUACCAGUACCACGACUUGGUGAACUUAUGAUAUCUCUGAGUUAUCUACCAACAGCUGAAAGAUUAACACUGGUCGUUGUUAAAGCACGAAAUCUUCGAGGUAUCACUGAUAUACCUGGUGACUUUUUCGUAAAGGUAUAUCUUCUACAGCAAGGAAAAAAAAUGCACAAAAAAAAAACAUCAACUAAAAAAAAUGAAAAAAGCCCAACAUUCAAUGAGGCGAUGAUUUUUAAUAUACCUGCUCACUCAUUACAGAGUAUGCAGUUGAGACUGACAGUAGCUGAGGUAACAUCAAAUACAAAAACUUCAACAGUUGGACACAUUAUAAUAGGUUCAUCAUGUGCAGGUAAAUCUUUAUCACAUUGGAAACAAAUGCUUGCAUCACUUCGACGUCCUAUUGUUAUGUGGCAUCCACUUAGAACUUAAUAAAAAUAUUAUUUCACAUUAAUGAAAUAAAGAUAAAUCUAACAAGACUAAUUCAAAUUGCAAAGUGGGAUCAUUAUGGCAGAAAAAAAAAAAGAAAAUACAAAUGAUUGCACAGGAUCCAAUAAUUCAAAUCUCAAAAUUUCGAUAUUAUUAAUAAUACGUGAUGAUUAAUAUUAUAAAUAUUAAAUCCAAUACUUUUUUUGUGGAUUUAAAAACAAAACAUGCAUAUUAUUGAUUAAAUGUUCAUGUUGAUUCAACAAAUAAUACUGAAUCAAUAAUAAAAAAUAUAAUUUAUUGUAAAAUCAACAUGUCAAGUGUUCGAUUGAAUAUCAAAACAUAUUAAUUAUACACCUUCAAAUUAUACAAUAAAUAAUAAUUAAAAUUUAAGUCAUUCAGUAUUCGAAAAAAUAAUAAAUAUUAUUUAAUUAAAAAUAUAAUUUAUAUAAAAAAAAUGGAAUUGGUUAUUAUGAAAAUUUAAAUUCAUGUCAUUGUUUUUAAAAAAAAAAAAAAAGAUUCAUUUGAAGCUUAUAAUAUUUGUUGAUAAUCAAGUCGGAUAUUAUUGUUGAAUUAUUUGUUGAGAGUUAAGAAAUUUGACAAAAAUAAUUAAUUUUAAAUUCAUCAUGCAAAAAAUUAACAAAAAUAUAUAAAAUAAUUAAUAAUAUUAUUUUUUGUUGUUAAUAUUUGUUGACAAUUAUUAGUCUAGUUAGAUAAAUUAUAAUGAAAUGAUAUUGAUUAAAAAUAAAAUAAUAACUCAAGAGAUAAAUCUCUUGUAAUUUUUUGUGAAUCGUUGCAAAGUUAAUCAUUUUCAUGUGAAAAGCUCAGUCAGUCUUGUAACUCUAUUGUUACGAAAAAAAAAAAAGAAAAAAAGAAAUAAUAUUGCAAAGUGAUGGUGUUGUUUUGGAGAAAAAAAAUGUUGAUAUUUGUACAGAGUUUAUUAGCUUGUACGUAUUGAACAAGGCAUUUAAAAAUUAAUGUUUAUAUAUUUGUUUAAAAAAAAAAUUGAUAUGUUGCAUAGAAAUAAUUUUAACGUUAAUAUUAUUUAAUUUAAACAAUUUGUUAUUUAUCAAUUAUCUAUAUGAGAGUUGCAAAAGCAAAAAAUUGAUUUUAUUAUUUUAUUUUUUUCAUGUUAGUACUGAUAGCAUGGUGCUGAAUUAUUUAUUAAAAUACAAGUUGAUAUAACGAACCGAAAAAAUUGCCAAAAUUCAAACACUCGCACUAAAAUUGUUUUAAAAAAAAAUGAUUAAUCUUAUCUUACUAAAAUUAUUAACUAUAUUAUAAUGAAAAAUUUUUGAAAACUUCUCAGCUAUAUACUAUAAAACUUUACAAUUUUAAAUCAUUAAAUUUUAUACACCAUUAUUAUACAAAUCUUCAUACACUAUUGUCAUAUAAAAAAAAUAAAUUAAAAAAAAAAUUAUUAUACGAUAAUAUA
Messenger RNA from Aphidius gifuensis, 4823 nucleotides. RefSeq lists its product as uncharacterized. The transcript has 12 exons. Gene Ontology annotation, molecular function: phosphatidylserine binding; calcium-dependent phospholipid binding; clathrin binding. NCBI's taxonomy places the organism in Eukaryota, Metazoa, Arthropoda, Insecta, Hymenoptera, Braconidae. The record is from RefSeq and is a predicted model, not a curated record. The coding region runs from base 839 to 3394 and encodes 851 amino acids. Gene Ontology annotation, biological process: regulation of dopamine secretion; calcium-ion regulated exocytosis; cellular response to calcium ion.